This is a messenger RNA of Parascedosporium putredinis, 906 nucleotides long. The record is from the annotation of a GenBank genome assembly. Lineage: Eukaryota; Fungi; Ascomycota; Sordariomycetes; Microascales; Microascaceae.
AUGACCUUCUUCGACCCCGAGACGGAAGAAGUAGACGUCGCCACGAUCAAGAAGCACGCCGUCCGCCUCGUGACAGACGGUCUCGUCGGCCUCGUGACGAUGGGUUCCAACGGCGAGGCCGUACACUGCACGCGCGAGGAAAAGAUUCUCGUGACGCAAGCCACGCGCGAGGCCCUCGACGAAGCCGGCUUCGGGUCCACCCCCAUCAUCAUCGGCGCCACCGAGGGCAGCGUCAAGGGCACCAUUGAACUGUGCCAGCUCGCCCACGCCGCCGGCGCCGACUACUGCCUGCUCCUGCCGCCGAGCUACUUCCGCGGACUCAUGGACGAGGCCGCCAUCCACGACUACUUUGUCGGCGUGGCCGACGCCAGCCCUUUACCCCUCGUGCUGUACAACUAUCCCGGCGCCGUCGCCGGCAUCGACAUGGACAGCGACCUCCUCAUCAAGCUCGCCAAGCACCCCAACAUCGUCGGCACCAAGUUCACCUGCGGCAACACGGGCAAGCUCACCCGCGUCGCCCUCGCCACCGACGCCAAGACCCCGACCUCGGAAGGCUCCGGCUACAUGGCCUUUGGCGGCGUCUGCGACUUCACCGUCCAGACCCUCGUCGGCGGCGGCAGCGGCAUCAUCGCCGGCGGCGCCAACGUCAUGCCCAAGGUCUGCGCCCGCGUCUGGAACCUCUACGCCGAGGGUAAGUUCGACGAGGCCAUCGCCCUGCAAAAGGUCCUCAGCCGCGGCGACUGGGUCCUCACCAAGGCCGCCAUCGCCGGCACCAAGCAGGCCAUUCAGAGCUAUUUCGGCUACGGCGGCUACCCGAGGCGGCCGCUCAAGAGGCUCGAUCAGGAGCGCGUGGCCGCCAUCGAGGAGGGUAUCCGGGAGGUCAUGGCUGUCGAAAAGUCAUUAUAA